GCUGAUCAGUCGGCCGCUUCCGUCCCGUCGGAGCUUGUCAGUCCGUUAGCAGCUCCGUUCGCCGGCUCCUGUGGGUUGAGUCCGUGGAUUUGCUGUACCGAGAGCACGCUCGUUCGCGAGUAUUAUCGCUCGCGCGACAGCAUCCGAAGUUAUACGAGGACCACGCUUUUGUCCUUCGACGUCCACGAUCUCGUUGCCGCACAGACGUUACAGCUGACGCGCCGUCUUCGCGACUCCAGGGCCCAGCCAGGAUCCACCUCUGCCGCCGAUUAAACGUCACUAGACUCGAACCGGACCGCGAUACCGCAACAAUGUACAACGGAUACCCGCAAACGCAAAGCAGUUUUAGGACCAGGGGAAAUCGAGACCAUGCUAAUCGCACUGGAGGAAGUGGCGGAACUUACUGGAACAGUCAGCAACAGAGCCAGAAGGAAUAUGGUGCAAAGAAACAGAACAGGAAGACUCCAGGCGAUUUGUUAAAGAAACCUAGUUGGGAUCUGUCCAAAUUGCCCACAAUAACAAAGAAUUUAUAUGUUCCCCAUAUAAAUGUUCUGAAUAGAACACCUGACGAGAUUAACACAUAUCAUGCGGGCAAGGAAAUUACUGUCAAAGGCAAUAAUACACCUUCUCCAAUCCAAGCCUUUGAGGAGAGCAAUUUUCCAGACUAUGUAAUGGAGGAAAUCAAGAAGCAAGGAUUUGCCGAACCUACUGCAAUUCAAGCUCAGGGCUGGCCAAUUGCACUUAGUGGACGAGAUCUUGUUGGGAUUGCACAAACUGGUUCUGGGAAGACCUUGGCAUAUAUCCUUCCGGCGACGGUGCAUAUCAAUCAUCAGCCUCGUCUCAACCGCGGCGAUGGUCCAAUUGUUCUGAUUCUCGCUCCCACGCGCGAAUUGGCCCAACAAAUUCAAACAGUGGCGCGUGAUUUCGGUUCGUCAUCGUGCAUUCGCAAUACGUGCAUCUUCGGUGGCUCGCCAAAGGGGCCUCAAGCUCGCGAUCUUGAACGCGGGGUGGAAAUUUGCAUCGCGACACCUGGCAGGUUGAUCGACUUCCUCGAAAAAGGCACUACUAACCUACGUAGAUGCACGUAUUUGGUAUUAGACGAGGCCGAUCGAAUGCUGGACAUGGGUUUUGAACCGCAGAUCCGCAAAAUUAUCGAACAGAUCCGGCCUGAUCGGCAGGUGCUCAUGUGGUCUGCCACUUGGCCCAAAGAAGUGCAAGCUCUUGCCGAGGAUUUUCUCACCGAUUACAUCCAGAUUAAUAUCGGCUCUUUGACUUUGGCAGCCAAUCACAAUAUCCGACAAAUCAUCGAAAUCUGUCAGGAACACGAGAAAGAAUUGAAACUGUCGCAAUUGUUGCGCGAAAUCGGAACCGAACGCGGCAGCAAGAUGAUCAUUUUUGUGGAGACAAAAAAGAAGGUGGACGAUAUCACGAAGACGAUCAAACGCGAGGGCUGGUCAGCUAUCUCGAUUCACGGCGACAAAUCGCAGCCGGAGCGCGAUUACGUUUUGUCAGAAUUUCGCAAUGGAAAAACUAUGAUUCUUGUCGCGACCGAUGUGGCGGCACGCGGCUUGGACGUCGAGGACGUUAAGUACGUCAUUAACUUCGAUUAUCCUAACAGCUCCGAGGACUACAUCCACAGGAUCGGCAGAACUGGCCGCUGUCAGAGCGCCGGCACCGCCUAUGCUUAUUUCACACCGAAUAACGCGAGACAGGCAAAAGAAUUGAUUGCGGUGCUAGAAGAAGCUGGUCAAUCUAUAAAUCCACAACUGGCAGACAUUGCAAAUUCUAUGAGGAACCAAUAUGGCAAAGGACGACAGCGAUGGAGCCACGGACGAAGCAAUAAAGAUAACAAUCCUCACGGCAGUCCUAGGAACAAUAUCAGUCCGACGAUAAGUAACUGGCAGAAUCAGCACAUACCGCACCAGACGAACCAGCACGUACAUAGUCAGAUGGCGCAGGAGAAAAUGGUGACGCGUCAUCAGCGUAACAGCGGUUAUCAAGUCAAUCGUCAAAAUAAUUAUCAGGCGCAGCAUUCUUAUCAACAGCAGCAACGACAGUCCACUAACGGCUAUCAAAAUGGUUACCAGGCGGCUAACAGCACGUGCCAACCGGCACAUCAAACCGCUAGCGCACCCAGAUACCAAGGUAGAACCACUGGUUAUCAGGGUAAUCGUUUUCAAAAUCGACAGAACGGCUUCAGCGGCGGACAGAACGGGCCGAAUGUGUAUUCGAUGCCGCCGCCCUUCAUGAUGCCGUCCGGCGGGCACGCGGACUCCGGGAUACAAAAUCUCGUGAACAACAAAUUCUUCCAGACCAAUCGACCGCCGCCCAACGCCGGCGCUUGCGCCUACCAAUCGAUGGGCCAUUACAGCCAGUUUCAAGCAGUGCCGACAUACGGAUACCCGUAUCCGCCCACGCCGGUGCAGCAGUGACGCUUCCCGCGGUGCAAGACCGUCGGAGUACGGGCUAAAUGAAGAAUUAGGUAAGCAAGCAGGCAAGGGGCCCCGCCUAUCGGGCGCUCUUGUAUAUGAUAGCAGAUCCAAUUUAGCUGCGGUAGACUGUCGAUGAUAAUUAAUUGAUCUGUAAGAAUUUGAAUAGUCUUAUUUUGAAAUAUUUAUGUGGUGUAUUCUGGAAAUUAACUACUGGAACUCGAACUCUUUAACCGGUCGGAAUCUCUCUUGGACUUUAACUCGUGAAAUUUCUUUAACACCUUGUAAAAGGGAAUUAUCUUUAUUAAAAAAGAAGUUACUAAUAUUGUUUUGUUUUCUAAAGAGAUAAUAUCAAAGAUUUGUAAAGAUUUGUUUGUUUUUUUUUUGUUUUUUUUUUUUUUUUUUUUUUUU
This is a messenger RNA of Formica exsecta, 2840 nucleotides long. Its product is annotated as DEAD-box ATP-dependent RNA helicase 20-like. Bases 312 to 2432 code for a protein of 706 amino acids. The transcript has 3 exons. Gene Ontology annotation, molecular function: RNA helicase activity; RNA binding; ATP binding. Gene Ontology annotation, cellular component: ribonucleoprotein complex; nucleus; cytoplasm. NCBI's taxonomy places the organism in Eukaryota, Metazoa, Arthropoda, Insecta, Hymenoptera, Formicidae. The record is from RefSeq and is a predicted model, not a curated record.